Messenger RNA from Boleophthalmus pectinirostris (great blue-spotted mudskipper), 1920 nucleotides. RefSeq lists its product as uncharacterized. Bases 18 to 1481 code for a protein of 487 amino acids. Gene Ontology annotation, biological process: bicellular tight junction assembly; cell adhesion. The transcript is spliced from 2 exons. The record is from RefSeq and is a predicted model, not a curated record. Gene Ontology annotation, molecular function: structural molecule activity. Gene Ontology annotation, cellular component: bicellular tight junction; plasma membrane. NCBI's taxonomy places the organism in Eukaryota, Metazoa, Chordata, Actinopteri, Gobiiformes, Gobiidae.
GUGGAGAAGGCAGCAGGAUGGUAUCCCAGGGGAUUCAGAUGAUUGGCAUCUGCAUGUCUGUUAUUGGGUGGCUGAUGGUGGUGGUGGUGUGUGCUCUGCCCAUGUGGAAGGUAACUGCUUUCAUCGGGGCCAACAUCAUUACGGCUCAGACCAUCUGGCAGGGCAUGUGGAUGAACUGUGUGGUGCAGAGCACAGGGCAGAUGCAGUGUAAGGUUUAUGACUCCAUGCUGGCACUGCCCCAGGACCUGCAGGCUGCUCGAGCUAUGGUCAUCAUCUCCAUCCUGGCCGGGAUAGUGGGAGUCAUUCUGGGCAUUGCAGGUGCCAAAUGCACCAACUGCAUUGAAGAGGAGCGAGCCAAGGCCAAGACAUGCAUCCUGUCUGGAGUCCUGUUUAUUGUAUCAGGGCUACUCUGUCUCAUCCCUGUAUCCUGGACUGCCAACACCAUUGUCCAUAACUUCUACAAUCCCAUGCUGCUGGAGACCCAGAGGUAUGAGCUUGGAGCCUCCCUGUACAUCGGCUGGGCUGCUGCUGCCCUACUGCUCAUGGGAGGAGGACUCAUGUGCUGGAACUGCCCUCCCAAAGAACAAUACCCCAACUAUGGCCCUAAAUUCACUCCUGUCAAGUCAGCCUCCUCACAAAGGGAAUAUGUGUUGCAACACUCACAAACAACAAGUAACUCCCCAGCUGGGUGUUAUUUUGGCUCUGAGCUCUCCAGCCAGACACACAGAGCCAAGAUGGGGAGAGUAGGGAAGGAGGUAGCAGGCCAAGUCCUCAGCUUCAUUGGCCUGGUCGGGGUGUCUGUAACCUGUGGGGUGCCCAUGUGGAGGGUGACUUCUUACAUCGGGGCCAACAUUGUGACGGGGCAAAUCGUGUGGGAUGGCCUGUGGAUGAACUGUGUGAUGCAGAGUACUGGACAGAUGCAGUGCAAGCUCAACGAAUCCCUGAUGAAAAUGAGCAGAGACCUUCAAGCAGCACGAGCUCUCAUAAUCAUCUCCUUGGUGGUUGGAUUCAUUGGAUUCAUGAUUUCAUUCCUCGGUGCCAAAUGUACGAGCUGUUUGAAGAAGGAAGCGUCCAUGGCUAACGUUGUCAUUAUAUCAGGUUGCCUCAUAAUCUUAGCUGCUGUUUUGGAUUUGAUCCCUGUGUGCUGGUCAGCUGCCUAUACCAUCACGGACUAUCAAAAUCCUCUGACCAUAGAAACACAGAAGAGGGAGAUUGGAGCAUCUAUUUACAUUGGCUGGGCUUCUGCAGCUUUUCUUCUUAUUGGGGGAAUCAUCCUCACAACUUCAUGUCCUCCUCAAAGGUCAUUCUAUGGUUACCCGGGUUACCCACCACAACCUGGAGUAUACCCAUACACAGCGCCACCAAACCAGGGAGGGUACAGGCCAGUCUACACUCCAGUGAGCCAGCCAUACAGUGGAUCUUAUGUGCCCAGUAAGCCCUAUGCAGCACCCUCAGCUUACUCUGGUGGACAGUACAUCUAAAAAUGAACUAUGAAAGACUUUUAAGGGACUUUUUGUGUACAUGACCGGCAUGGUCAGAGGCUGUAUUACUGUGAAAAAGACCAUCUUUUGUAAUCAUUUUUUUUUCUAGAAGAAAAGAAGGAAAAUGUUAAAAACCUCUCUUUUUGUGUAACCAAGAAUAUUUUGUAGCCAGAAUAAAUCAGAUAUUUGCACUGUAAAUAGGGAAAGUAUAACAGAAACAGAAAUACCUAAAAUAGUAAUUUCUCCUUCUGGAAAUUCCCUGUUCAGUAAUUACUUAAUAGCACUGCAGUACUCAUGUAAUUAAAUUAAAGUUUUUACUAUAAAAUCCAAAGUUGUAUAUAAUCUCUGUAUUGCGCAUCUUUUGUAUAUACUGAUGAUUUUUUUAGUUUAUCAUUUUACAUGCUGUACAAAAACAUGUAAUAAAAUGUAUUAUAUUGUA